Molecule: messenger RNA, 1321 nt
Organism: Mytilus trossulus (common blue mussel)
Lineage: Eukaryota; Metazoa; Mollusca; Bivalvia; Mytilida; Mytilidae
Exons: 5
Coding region: 95-1321 (408 amino acids)
Source: RefSeq, a predicted model, not a curated record
AUAAAACCAAUUCUAUAUUUUUAACAAUGUGACUUGAGGUUACUAUUACUUGAAAUAUUAUGAGAAUAUAUUUAUAGUUUUAGAAUAUAAGGUCAUGGCGGGAGAUAUUACACUAUACACGUCACCUGUGACAUGGGAAACUGCCUUCACCGUCUGCAAUAGUCAUGGACAAAAUCUUGUACAGAUUUAUAGAGAAGCCAAGAAUCACCUUCUCAAAGAACAUCUAUUGGACCACUUGGGAAUGCACAUCUGGAUAGGACUGUAUGCUCCAAAUCCCAGUGAUAAUACUAAUCGCAUAUGGUCAGAUGACGGAUCUUCGCCGAUUUAUGAAAAUUGGUCCCCAUCAAAAACGGAAGGUGCUGGGUAUCUAUGUACUUAUAUCGUUGUAGAGAAUACGGGACUGGAGUGGAAUUUGGCAGAUUGUGAUACCGAGAAGAAAUCAUUUAUGUGCGAAGAAGACAAACGUAUUUGUACUACUGGUAUUUCCUACACUUUUACUAAAUGGCGUUCUGGGAGUUUUUCCGGUAGUUUUUAUAUAUCACCAGCAACUGUGCCUGACUGUAUUAACACCUGCGAGUCGAUAAUAGCAAAUGGUUAUGUUUGCUGGGGAUUCGUUUACCGUGUGACGACCGAUCCAAAUGCAUGUCUUACCUAUGACUCCACUGAUGAUCCUUACUACAACAUAAUCAACCAACAAUAUUCCGGAAAUCAUUAUAACUACAUCCGUAACUGUAACUUAACAAUUCACGUACGAAGUCAUUGUUCAGCAUGUUUCCCUACCAUACCCCUCCAAACAACCUUAGUGAAAACAACGAUAGCAGACCACACUACUGAAAUACACACAACGACAGAAGAAAUUGAGAUGACAGACGACCGAAUUACGGAGACAACACCGGAGAAUGUGAUGACAACAGAUGAUCAUGCAACAGCAACGGAAGAUGAUAGGACAACAGGAGAAAAAGCAGCGCAGACAACAACAGAACUUGGAACAAGCAAUAUCAAUCAAACAAUACCUGGCGGAGGCAGUUCUCCUUAUUGUACAUGUACUUGUCAGAAUGUAACAACCACAUUGUCAUUAGAGGAGAGUAUUCAGGAAAUAGUGAACAAUAUUAAAGUUGAUAAACGAAAAAUGUCAUCUCACACUAGAAAACUUACAUCUGCUAAAGACUCUCGGCCAUCCUCGGCUAGUAUUGGAUAUUUUGGAAUAGUUAUGCUGUCGACAACAUUCGGAAUGCUGGUGUUUCUAGAUUUUCAUAGAUUGAUUGACAAAUGUUGUACUUCUUUCAAACCCAAGAAAGACCAGCAAAGUAGUCAAUGCUGA